Messenger RNA from Ilex paraguariensis (yerba mate), 3116 nucleotides. The record is from the annotation of a GenBank genome assembly. NCBI's taxonomy places the organism in Eukaryota, Viridiplantae, Streptophyta, Magnoliopsida, Aquifoliales, Aquifoliaceae.
GGAAGCCAACCACCACACACCAAGUGUUAUUGCAAGAUUAAUGGGUCUGGAUGAACUGCCAGCACAGCAGCCCAUUCAUAAACAACAAAGAGUGCUAUCUGAGGAUUAUCUGCGAAAAUCUGCUUCUAUAGGUUUGCUCGAGAAGCACUCAUGCUAUAAAAGCCGUACGUCUCGGAUAAAAAUUGGGAAGCAGCAAGAAUUUAAGGAUGUGUUUGGAGCGCAGAUACUGAAAAAGGAUAAACAACGCAACCUGUUGGUUCCACAGAAAAAUGAAAAUUCAAGCACAACUGAAGCAAAGAUGACAUCAAUAAGGCAACAAUUUUCCAAUGCAAAAAAUAUUUCAAUGAAUGAGGAGCUUUGGCAUUCCCUAGAAUUUGAAGAUGUGCUGGAAGAUCUAGAUUCUAAAAAGGGUACUCUACCGAGAUAUCUUAAGGAACCAGAUUCUUUAUUAAUCAAAAACUUGCAUGAUCGGCAGGGCCUCCAACCAAGUUCCCGCUCAAGUUGCUUAACAUUCUUGAAGUCUUCCUAUGUUGCUAGUUACAGAAAGAAUGAAAUAUGCAGAAAUUCAGAGAAGAAAACUUAUCACAGGAACAUUUUGAGACCAAAUCAGAAACUUGAGAAUGAUUUUAACACUGGUUCCGGUGGAAGACUUGAUAUGGAUAACUUGCACAAGAAUUUCAAAUCCCGAUUGAAGUUUAGGGAUGAGACAUGCCAUUCCCCUGCAAGGAUUGUUUUGCUGAAGCCAAAUUUCGUAAAGGUACAGAAUGCUGCAAGAUUUUCUUUUUCGCCUAGUUCUGAUGUAGGUUUUGAGUGGGAUGACAAAAACCACGAGAAGUUUCAUAGACCCAGAAAUGGGGAAUCAUACAAUGAAGUAACAGAAAUAAAAAGGUCAUCUAAUGAUAUGGAACCUUCUAGGCAUUCUUUUAGAGUUUCAAGGGGCAAUGCAAAGAAAACAGCCCAACAAAUUCAGCAUAGCAUUAGUGGCAGUUCUGCCGAAUCAAGACAAGAAUUGAGAGGUUACAGCAUCUCUGCAAAUGAGUCUGAAAUGGUGAUGCUUUCUUGUCCAAAUUUCGUUGAUUGGAAAUACAGAAACCAGAUCUCAUAUCCCCCUUCAAAUGGGUUGUCUUUGGCCGAGGAAGACAAGAAGCAACUCUUAGAACGAAGGGAAAUGACCAAAAGUUUUCAAGAAGUUGGAGCUGCCAGUAGGACUUGUACCCUAGGUGAAAUGCUUGCAAUCCCUGAUCAGGAAACAAGGCCAAGAAAUUUGAACUACAAACCUGACGAACACGUCCUGUGCAGUCAAUUCAAUAUGAAUGGUGGAAACUUAGAUUUGGUUAGUCCUUCGGCUAUUACCAGUAAGGAUUGUUGGAAGGAUGAGAGUGUCAGAAACUUAUCAAGAUCCAGACCUCUUCAUUAUUCUUGUAAUAUUGUUGGAAGUCCUAAAUCUAGGACCAGAGGUGAAGCUUUUUUCAGAGGCUGGUGUUUGAGGCGAGAAGAAGCCAUUUCUGGGGAAGAGAACAAGUCGAGGAAACAGGAAUUUUCCCAGAGAUAUGCUAUAAGUCUGAACGACUCGAAAUUUAGUUGUGAAAAACCUCUGUCUGUUGUUCCUUUUAUGGACUUGGAGAGUAUUCGCAACAUACAAGAAACUUGUGCAGUCCUCGAUGAGCUGGAAAGUAAACCAGAGGAGAACGAUAUAUGUGAAGAAAAUCCUUUGGUUAUUAUGUUGUCUAGUAGUGAUGUCCCCUACUCAAGUUCAGACUAUGAUCGCCCAAUCCAGGGUACUCAGAUAAUUCAGGAUGAUCUGGAAAACAGUUAUGACGAGACUGAUGUGUCUAAAGACUCUGGACAAAAUUAUAAAAUUUCAAACUUAUCAGUUGAUAUUCUUGCCACUGUAAGUAGAGUUGCUGAUGUAGUGGCAGACGGAAAAACUGGGAGUGAUGGAAUUUCUUCUGGAAUCUCUGACCAGCAGCAGUCUGGACCAACACCCAACAUCUUGUUAGUGAAAAAUGGAAAUUGCCCUUCUCAUGUCUGGGAUGCUUCAACUGGACAGAAAUCAUCUAUUGGAUCCCCAGAAGAAGGAUUGGUUCCAUCAAACUGCACCAAAACUGACCCGGAAUUUCCUAUGAGCUUGGGGGAAGCUUAUCAGCCAAGUCCAAAUUCAGUGCUGGAACCAUCUUUCGAGGAAGAGAUUUCAUCUGGUUCUAAAUGCUUUGAAAGUGCCUGCGCUGAUCUCCAAGGUCUAUGGAUGCAACUUCAGCUUCUUAAGUCAGAGUCGGAAGACACCCAUUCCGAAACAUCUGGAAUGUUAGUGUCAAGUGAUGAAGACACAGGGGAAGGAUCUGUUGAUCUUUCUGACAAAAAUGGGAAGUUGACUGGGUUGUUCAGAGCAGAAGAGGGUAGGGAUUUCUCCUACCUAGUUGAUGCAUUAGAUGAGGCAGGCUUUCAAGGUGGGAAUUUGGAAAUGGGAUUUGAAACAUGGUACUCUCCAGAAUGCCCAGUGAGCCCCUCGGUGUUUGAGGCACUAGAGAAGAAAUAUGGUAAGCAGACAUCUUGGGAGAAGUUAGAAAGGAGGCUUUUGUUUGACCGUAUAAAUGCAGGAUUGAUGGAGAUUCUGAACACUGGCAGCAUGGAUUGUUACAUGUGGUCAAAGCCGUUGAGGAGAAGGAUUAGUUCCGCAUUGAGGAGGGAUGUGGUUGAGGAAGAGUUGUGGUUGUUGCUGGUUAGCCAGGAAAAGGAAGUGAGCAAGGACUUGUCCGAGAAGGCCUUGGGAAAGAAAAUGAGGUGGCUGGACACGGGAGACGAUAUUAGUGCCAUUUGUACAGAGAUGGAAAUUUUUUUGUUCAAUGAGCUGGCGGAGGAAUUUGCUAGUGUUUUGAGUAUUUGAUAGAGGUUUGGUUUGUUAUUGCAGAUUUGUGUAAUGUUCAUACAGCAAAAAUUUUGGCAUAUUUAUUCAAAGUGUGUAUAGCUACAAUUAUUUAUUUAUUAUGUUGGAGAGAAAAUAGAUUGGUGAGGUACGAUUAUGUUAAACAAAUAUUAGAAUUGGUGUAUCUGUCAUUGAUGACAGCUGAAUAUGAAUAUGGGCAGGAUAUUGUUUUGCAGAUGAGCUUAAAUAUCCG